This is a messenger RNA of Acanthocheilonema viteae, 276 nucleotides long. The record is from the annotation of a GenBank genome assembly. NCBI's taxonomy places the organism in Eukaryota, Metazoa, Nematoda, Chromadorea, Rhabditida, Onchocercidae.
AUGGUAAUACGUGAAGUGAUAACAGAACCAUUUCAUAUCAAAAUCAAUGAUAAAUGGUUGCAUAUCGAUGAGGAAACAUUGAAGAAGCAUCCGGGUGGUAUUGCAAUGACAGCUUAUCGUGAAACUGAUGCAACUACAGCAUUUCACAUAUUUCAUUCUGGCUCUAAAUUGGCAUAUCAAAUGAUUAAUGAAAUGUCAACAAGUAGCGUCAACUAUGAACCACCAAAGGAACAGAGUAAAGGUUACUAUUUCCUUGUUCAUAUUAACAAUUAUUGA